Cuscuta campestris is the source of this 2403-nucleotide messenger RNA. Lineage: Eukaryota; Viridiplantae; Streptophyta; Magnoliopsida; Solanales; Convolvulaceae. The record is from the annotation of a GenBank genome assembly.
CGAACCUCAAAGCAUCUCCUCAUUUAGCAGUGCGAUCGGCAAGAACGUCGGUAACGCGACUUCAUCGGAGAGCUUCUCCCGAAACCCUAAUUGUUCGUCGACCAGGAAGAAGUCUCACUACCAUGGGGAAGAAACAGCAUAGUAAGGAUCGGAUGUUCAUAACCAAGACUGAAUGGGCGACGGAGUGGGGCGGCGCUAAGUCCAAAGAAAUCCGAACUCCUUUCAAGCGUCUUCCCUUCUAUUGCUGCGCGCUUACAUUUACGCCUUUUGAAGACCCUGUUUGCACUGAAGAUGGUAGUGUGUUUGAUCUCAUGAAUAUUAUACCAUACAUUAGAAAAUUUGGAAAGCAUCCAGUUACGGGAGCUCCGCUAAAGCAAGAUCAACUCAUUCCACUUACUUUCCACAAGAACACAGAAGGUGAGUUCCAUUGCCCUGUCAUGAACAAGGUUUUUACAGAGUUCACACACAUUGUUGCUGUAAAGAAUACAGGCAAUGUCUUCUGCUACGAGGCAAUUAAAGAGUUAAACAUUAAACCAAAGAACUGGAAGGAACUUCUCACUGAUGAGUCAUUUACUAAACAAGACCUGAUUACUAUUCAGAAUCCUAACACGCUGGAUGCCAAGGUACUUGUGGAUUUUGAUCAUGUCAAAAAAAGUUUGAAGGUCGAUGAUGAAGAAUUGAAGAAAAUGCAAUCAGAACCAUCUUACAAUAUAAAUGCAACCGGGGAUAUCAAACAAAUGCUAAAAGAGCUUGGUACCGAGAAAGCAAAGGAGAUUGCAAUGCAAGGUGGAGGCGGGACCAAGGCACAGAAUGAAAGGGCAGCUGCACUCUCUGCCAUUCUAGAUGCCAGAAUACGUGUCAAAGAAGACUCUAAGUCAAGUGAAAAUGGUGAAGGUAAACCCAAACAGGCCUUCAGUAUUGUAGAUGCUGCAUCUGCCUCAGUUCAUGGAAGAAGUGCUGCUGCUGCUAAGUCUGCUUCGAGUGAUAAAGCUGCUGCACGGAUUGCAUUGCACAUGGCCGGAGAAAGGGAACCUGUAAAUGCUAAACUGGUCAAGAGUCGUUUCACUACCGGUGCUGCUUCACGAUCCUUCACUUCUACCAGUUAUGACCCUUUGACAAUAAAUGAAUAUGAAUAUGUCAAAGUUGAGAAAACCCCUAAGAAGAAAGGUUAUGUUCGGCUUCAGACAACACAUGGUGAUUUGAACAUUGAGCUGCACUGUGAUCUAACACCAAGAACGUGUGAGAACUUCAUCACAUUGUGUGAACGUGGCUAUUAUAAUGGAGUGGCUUUUCACAGAAGCAUUAGGAAUUUCAUGAUUCAAGGGGGCGAUCCUACUGGAACGGGACGAGGUGGUGAGUCUAUAUGGGGAAAACCAUUCAAAGAUGAAGUGAAUUCCAAGUUAUUACAUUCUGGAAGGGGUGUUGUUAGCAUGGCAAACUCAGGACCACAUUCAAAUGGUUCUCAAUUUUUUAUCCUCUACAAGUCUGCGAAUCAUUUAAAUUACAAACACUCAGUUUUUGGUAUGGUCGUUGGAGGAUUGACAACCCUUUCAGCAAUGGAGAAGGUCCCAGUUGAUGAUAAUGACCGGCCUCUGGAAGAAAUAAAGAUCAUUGAUGUAGAAGUCUAUGUGAAUCCAUAUGCAGAAUCUGAUGAUGAAGAAGAUGGUGAGAAACCAGGCGAUGAGAAGAAAAUUGAGGAUGAGGAUAAUGAUAAGGUUGGUUCAUGGUACAGCAAUCCUGGAACCGGGUCAGACACUCAAGCGGUUAGCGGUGGUGUUGGGAAAUACUUGAAAGCAAGGAAUGCUCAAGCUGAUCUUAAUUCCCUCCCACCAAUUCCUUCCUCAAAGAAGAGGAAAGUCGGUGUCUCCACAGAAUUCAAAAAUUUUUCUGCCUGGUAACUCUUAUUACCCAAGAGGAAGGUUCUGGAGAGCAAAGCUUGUUAAGAGCAGCCCAAGCUCAACCAAGAAGUUGGCAACUCCCUGUGGACAGAUGUUGUAUUCAUUAAACACAAUUUUUCUCCCAGACUUUUGAUACUCUAAUUAAAAAGUAUAUGUUCUUUCACUGAAUAUUCAUCUGUUUUUUUACCAAAGCUGUGCUGUAUGAAGCUGAUAGCUAUUGGGAAAGGAGAGCUUAUGCUCAUGGGUGCCUUGUGAUGCCUGGCUAGUCCUUGGAGGGAACCAAUCUAUGUCUUUAUCCUAUCACUAGUCCUGUAGAGUCUCUCAGAAAGUGUCCGGACCUAAACAUCAUUAUAGGAAGCAAGGAAGCAUGCCAUUUGAAAGCAGCUGAAAGAGAAAAUGAUGUCAUGUGCCCGUUUAAUCCCUCACCUGAUCAUUUUGUCCGUCUCCUAAAGACCGGAGAGAGUAGCCUUUUGCAACAUACUCGGCAUAAAAGACACAAAUCUGU